Messenger RNA from Miniopterus natalensis, 1917 nucleotides. RefSeq names its product kelch domain containing 8B (gene KLHDC8B). Gene Ontology annotation, molecular function: protein binding. The record is from RefSeq and is a predicted model, not a curated record. Gene Ontology annotation, biological process: mitotic nuclear division; mitotic cytokinetic process; nuclear chromosome segregation. Lineage: Eukaryota; Metazoa; Chordata; Mammalia; Chiroptera; Miniopteridae. Gene Ontology annotation, cellular component: cellularization cleavage furrow; midbody; intercellular bridge.
CCAGGGAUCCCAGUAGUGUGGCUCCUGCCGGAAAGGGCAGGCUGGGGAACUUGGGGAUUUGCUGUGAAGGGACGCAGAAGUCCAGGUGAAGGCAAACUGCCUGGACUGGUCACACCCCCUCCCCUUGUAACCCUGGUAGAGUCAAGAUGAGGCUUUCAUCAGUGAGGCCAGCAGCCUGAACAGAUAGCAUGGCCUGCCAAUGGAGGUGAACACCAUGGCUACAGGAGGUAGCCGGGCCUUUGCUUGGCAGGUGUUCCCAUCCAUGCCCACCUGCCGGGUGUAUGGCACAGUAGCAUACCAGGAUGGGCACCUACUAGUGUUGGGGGGCUGUGGCCGGGCUGGACUGCCCCUGGACACUGCAGAGACACUAGACAUGGCCUCACAUACAUGGCUAGCACUGGCACCCCUGCCCACUGCUCGGGCUGGAGCGGCUGCCGUGGUGCUGGGCAAGCAGGUGCUAGUGGUGGGAGGUGUGGAUGAGGGCCAGAGCCCAGUAGCUGCUGUGGAAGCCUUCCUGGCUGACGAGGGCCGCUGGGAGCGUCGGGCCACCCUCCCUCAGGCAGCCAUGGGCAUUGCAACUGUGGAGAGAGAUGGUAUGGUGUAUGCCCUGGGGGGAAUGGGCCCUGACACGGCCCCCCAGGCCCAGGUUCGGAUGUACGAGCCCCGCCGGGACUGCUGGUUUUCGCUCCCUUCUAUGCCCACGCCCUGCUAUGGAGCCUCCACUUUUCUGCAUGGGAGCAAGAUCUAUGUCCUGGGGGGCCGCCAGGGCAAGCUCCCAGUGACUGCUUUUGAGGCCUUUGAUCUGGAGGCCCGUACCUGGACCCGGCACCCAAGCCUGCCUAGCCGCCGGGCCUUUGCUGGCUGCGCCAUGGCCGAAGGCAGCGUCUUUAGCUUGGGUGGCCUGCAGCAGCCUGGGCCCCACAAUUUCUACUCCCGCCCACACUUUGUCAACACUGUGGAGAUGUUCAACCUGGAGCAUGGGUCCUGGACCAAGCUGCCCCGUGGCCUGCGCAUGAGGGACAAGAGGGCUGACUUUGUGGUUGGCUCCCUUGGGGGCCACAUCGUGGCUAUCGGGGGCCUUGGAAACCAGCCGUGCCCUCUGGGCUCUGUGGAGGGCUUCAGCCUUGCCCGGCGGCGCUGGGAGGCACUGCCUGCCAUGCCCACAGCCCGUUGCUCCUGUUCUAGUCUGCAGGUUGGGCCCCGGCUGUUUGUCAUCGGGGGUGUGGCACAGGGUCCCAGCCAAGCUGUUGAGGCUCUGUGUCUUCGUGAUGGAGUCUGAAUGCCUGAUGAGACCUUGUCCCCUGGAGUGCCAGAGGCAGAUGUCUGUGGCUCCUUGUGCUGCUAAGGGAACUCACUGUGGCUCUGUGGGAUGAGGGAGGCACAGGUAUGGGCACUUGAGACACCACCACGGGGACUUGGGCAGGGGCUUCACCUUUAGCAUAGGAUAUACAUACCUUACACCACCUCACCCCCAUUCAUUCAUGGAUCAUGCCUAGCUCCACCCUUGCUCUGGAACCUACUGGGCCCUCUGUCCAAUGGGAAAGUGGGGGGAGGGGAGAGCUGAUCUCAUGCCCUGCAAGGUCAGUGCCUACCUGGAGUUUACCAGGUCCACCCCAGUGACCAUUCCUGAAGAAUCCUAUCUGCCAGCCUGCCUUGGAGGCCCCUGUGGACCCAGGAGAAUUCAGAGAGGGUGGGGGUCACGGAAUGGAAGAGUGGGUGCAGGAACCUCCAAAGGGCCAAAGGAAUGUUGGCUUUGGGCACUCUACACGGCUGGCUAGUCAUCUCACCUCUCUGUGCCUCAGCAUCCUCAUCUGUCAGUGGGGAUCUCUGCAACCUUCCUGCCCUACCUACCUCACAGGGCUGUUGUGAGGACCCAGGGAGUUCAGAUGUGGAAGUAAAAAUGCUGCUAAAAUCUGG